GAGAAGCUCAGUUCCUGAUUAAGUAAGUGAAUUAGAGCGCAUGUGAUUCUCUUCCUCUUUCAGUCUGACUCUUUGGCUACGCUGGCACAUCGUCUGAGAAAGGGCAAGCUACGUCUUCCGGACGAACUGUUGCUUCAGCUGCUGAGAUGUUCCUGUGCUGUUGGUUGGGUCUGGUGGCUCUCAUCCCCACAACCUUAAGCACCAAUCCUGGAGUAAAGGUCAGGCUGACAGAAAAGGGCAUUGAAUAUGGCAGGCAACUGGGCAUGGCUGCCAUCCAGCAGAAACUCGGAUCAAUCAAAAUUCCAGACUUUUCUGGGACAGAGAAGGUGUCUCCGAUUGGAAAGGUUCAGUAUAGUUUGUCAAAUAUGCACAUAGUUAAUGUGGGCUUACCAAAGUCUUCAGUGGAUCUGGUGCCAGGGACUGGAGUCACACUGUCUAUAGGUGAUGCCUUCAUCAGUCUGAAUGGAAACUGGAGGGUCAAGUACCUGCGAAUAAUAAAGGACAGCGGGUCUUUUGAUUUGGAUGUGAAUGGUCUCAGUAUCGCUACAACCAUCUCCAUCAAGAGUGACGAGACAGGCCGACCAGCGGUCAGCAGUGACAGCUGCUCAGCCACUGUUGGAAGUGCAAAGGUCAAGUUUCAUGGUGGAGCGAGCUGGCUGUACAAUCUCUUCACAACAUUUAUUAAUAAGGCUCUGCGCAAUGCACUCCAGAAACAGAUCUGCCCCCUGGUGGCUGAUGCAGUAUCUGAUUUAAACCCUCAGCUGAAAACUCUCAAUGUCUUAGCCAAGGUGGACAAGUAUGCAGAGAUUGAAUAUUCCAUGGUAUCAUCACCGACUGUUUUAAAGUCCUCGAUAGAUCUGAGCUUGAAGGGGGAAUUUUACAACAUCGGGAAACAUCAGGAGCCUCCGUUCUCACCAGCGGCCUUUUACCUGCCACCCCAGAACAACAACAUGUUGUACAUCGGCAUGUCUGCCUUUACUGUCAACUCUGCAGCCUUCGUCUACAACAAUGCUGGAGUCCUCAGCCUGUCCAUCACUGACGACAUGAUACCAAAAAGCUCUCCAAUCCGACUCAACACCAAAACGUUUGGAGCCUUUAUCCCACAGAUUGCUAAGCAGUUCCCAGGUCUGAUGAUGAAGCUGCUGGUGAAGACAGUGAAAACCCCCACACUGACCUUUGAGCCCAACAACGCAACAGUCCAGGCCACCACCACAGUGACGGCCUUUGCCAUCCAGCCCAACUCUACUCUGUCGCCUCUUUUUGUCCUGAACUUGGAGGCCAGCGUGAGUGCCCGUAUGUUUGUCAGUGAAAUGAAAUUGGCUGCAGCUGUCACCCUCAACAAAAUGGAUCUGACCCUGGACAAAAGUAAUGUGGGAGACUUUCAGGUCAGCGCCCUCAAUAGCAUCUUACAAGGGGUCUUCCAAUUGGUGGUGAUACCCACAGUUAAUGUCCAACUUGCUAAGGGAUACCCACUGCCCACAAUUGGAAAGAUGAAGCUUAUGAACACCCAGCUUGAUGUGCUGAAGGAAUGA
Messenger RNA from Pundamilia nyererei, 1532 nucleotides. Its product is annotated as bactericidal permeability-increasing protein-like. The record is from RefSeq and is a predicted model, not a curated record. Lineage: Eukaryota; Metazoa; Chordata; Actinopteri; Cichliformes; Cichlidae. Bases 147 to 1532 code for a protein of 461 amino acids. Gene Ontology annotation, molecular function: lipid binding. The transcript is spliced from 17 exons.